Molecule: messenger RNA, 853 nt
Organism: Episyrphus balteatus (marmalade hoverfly)
Lineage: Eukaryota; Metazoa; Arthropoda; Insecta; Diptera; Syrphidae
Gene: eff
Product: ubiquitin-conjugating enzyme E2-17 kDa
Exons: 5
Coding region: 263-706 (147 amino acids)
Biological process (GO): ubiquitin-dependent protein catabolic process; protein polyubiquitination
Cellular component (GO): nucleus
Molecular function (GO): ubiquitin conjugating enzyme activity
Source: RefSeq, a predicted model, not a curated record
CGGAUGUGCAGUUCCAGUGUGAAAUACAGCGGAACAAUAAGAAAAGCGACACACAAAGGAACAAAGGAAUUUAGAAAGAAGAACAGUGUUGGAGUGGAACAGAAAAUUUUCUCAUUUAGAGAAGUUUUCUGGAAUAUCGCCUUAUAUCUUUUCUAGUCGAAAAGUGUAUAAAAUAAUAAAUUAAGUACAUAGCCCUGUUGAAAACUGUUAGAUUUUGUUUCCCUUCAACCAAAUAUCAAAACCUUAAUUAGUUGGCGUAAAAAUGGCUUUGAAAAGAAUCAACAAGGAACUACAAGAUCUUGGCAGAGAUCCACCGGCACAAUGCUCAGCCGGACCAGUUGGCGAUGAUUUAUUUCAUUGGCAAGCAACAAUAAUGGGACCUCCGGAUAGUCCAUAUCAAGGUGGUGUGUUUUUCUUAACAAUUCAUUUUCCAACAGAUUAUCCAUUUAAACCACCAAAAGUUGCUUUCACAACUCGCAUAUAUCACCCGAACAUUAAUAGUAACGGUUCGAUUUGCCUCGACAUUUUAAGGUCGCAAUGGUCACCAGCACUGACUAUUUCUAAAGUUUUACUAUCAAUUUGCUCUCUUCUUUGUGACCCGAAUCCAGACGAUCCACUUGUUCCUGAAAUUGCAAGAAUAUAUAAAACUGAUCGAGAAAAAUAUAAUGAGCUAGCACGAGAAUGGACUAGGAAAUAUGCUAUGUGAUGCGUUCCAGUUUAUAAAACCGAUCCGUCAUGUAAAACAAAUAUAAACGUUAAAAUAAAAACAGUUAAAAGAUACAAACAAAAGCUCUCCUACACAUUUAUUAUUUUUAAAAAGGAAACAAAAUAAAUUCAAAUAUUCAUUUAAUAA